Stegodyphus dumicola is the source of this 1913-nucleotide messenger RNA. Its product is annotated as prostatic acid phosphatase-like. The record is from RefSeq and is a predicted model, not a curated record. NCBI's taxonomy places the organism in Eukaryota, Metazoa, Arthropoda, Arachnida, Araneae, Eresidae. Gene Ontology annotation, biological process: dephosphorylation. Gene Ontology annotation, molecular function: phosphatase activity.
UUUUCUUCUGCGGAAGAGCACUGAUAGUUUUUUAAAUCUUCAUUCUCAAUGUAAUUCAUUCAUACAUGAUAACUUUAGAAAAAACGCUUCCAUAUUCACGCACUAGCGUAAGAUCUGAGUUGAUGGAUGUACACCAAGGACAGUCUGAGGAAGUGUUUCCAGUACGCUAGAUCUUUAACUGAAACUCCAGUUAAAAAACGUUAAAGAAUUUUUAAUAAGAUUCAAACUGACUUGAGUAUAAAGAAAGUUUACAACUAAAUAAACAUACAGCUAAAAAGCUUUGCUAUAGAAUACUAAUUAUUAGAUGCCAGUGAAAUGUUUAACAUCAACCUUUUCAAAAUAGGCUUUUAAAAGACAUUCAUAUAUCCUCUGUUAAAAAUUUUUCGGAAGGAAGAACGUUGGAAAAAUUGUGGUUAGUUCCUUGUGCUUUCAACCAGAAAGGUAUUCAUGCUAAAGUAAUGAUGUAAUUUAUGUCUCGAUUUUGUGAUAAAGAGUGAUAUUUGUGGUAGAAUCUUUAGUGAUAUCAAGAACUGUCCUUGAGAUGAUUGGGUAUAUGAUUUGUAUGCUCCUGACACAGUUCAGCACUGGAACUGCAGAGCUGAGGUUAAUUCAAGUAGUAUUUAGAAAAAGCCAAUGGUUUCCGGAAGUCAGUCGUCCGGAUAACCAGUACGGAUUUCUUUGGGAAAACAGAGCAGAAAAAAUUGCACAAACUGGAAUGUUUCAGCAUUAUCGAAUGGGGCAAAGUCUUCGGAAAAGAUACAGCAACUUUCUGAGCUCACAAUCGAAAAAUGGAUUACGGGAAGCCAAGGAAUGCACAUCAUCUUCUGAAUGCUUUCUUAUAGGACUUAAUGAUUUACCGUUUUUUGAUUAUUCGUUCAGCUCAAAUAGGCCAUACGCUGACGAUCAGAUGGAUAUUGUGUGCCCGCAGCUUCUGAUGGAGACAUCAAGAAUGUACGAUUCUGAUGAAGGAUAUAAAAUAAUAAGUGAAAACAAGAGAAUGUACGAAUACUGGUCUGAUAACUCCGGAAUGAAAAUCAGGAAUCCCGCGGAUGCAAUAGCUCUUUUCCAAAGUCUCAGUUUACAAAAAAGUUUAAAUCUGUCCACUCCUACUUGGGCGACUAGUUCUUGGGAUGAUUUAAAGAAGCAGGCAGACAUUCAUUUCUACUGGAUAUCGAAACAGAAAUCCAUGCAGAGGCUAACAGCUGGUCCUCUUCUCGGGCUGAUGAUCAAAAGAAUGCAAGAUCGCAUUAACGGAGAUAGUAGGAAAGUUUACGUAUAUUCAGGGAGAAACAGUAAUAUUGCCGGUCUCUUGAGCAGUUUUGGCACCUACAAAGGAGUGGAACCACCUUUUGGUUCAACAGUUGUUGUGGAACUUCACGAAUACAAUGGUGGCUCUUACGUCCGAGUUCUUUAUUUUUACUCUUCCACACCCAAUCUAGAAACGGAUGAACCAGAAGUGAUAGUUAUCAGGGGAUGUUCCGAAUACUGUCCUUUCGAAAAAUUUCGCAGUCUUACAAAAAGCUUGGUACCUGAAAACUGGGAAGAAGAGUGUGGCUUCUCUUCCGCAAUAACUUUGUGCAACAUGGUUUUCCUGGUCAUCUUAUGCAUCUUAUUGAGUUUCAUAGAAAAUGCCUGACGAUUCUACGAGAAAUUUAUUUGAGAGCUGAAAUUUUCUAUCACUUUCGAUUAAAUGAAUUUCUAAGAAAAUCAAGUUUUCAAGUUCAAAAUAACCUAAUAAAAUGCUUUUAUGUUACUUCUACGAAAAAUUUUAUCUAAAUCGAUCGUUACAUUAAGACUGUAUGAAAUCUUAGAUUUAGUUAUUCUUUCAGUUUUCAAAGUAUUUAGAAAAUAAUCGCCUGGGCACGGUUACAGCCGAAAGCAUUGGGGCAAAAACAUUGCAGACGGAAACGUCG